AUGACGUACAGCUAUUCCGGGAACUGGCGAGACAUCACUAGUGAGUCAGCAAGAAUACCUCAAGUGCAUCAAGGACCAAAAUCAACGCAAACGAAAUCCUUCGCAGGCGCUAGUUCAGCUGUCGAGCCGCUGUCUCUCUCUGAGCGCUUCCCAGCCCCCAAUGUAAUGCAAGUCUGGCAACAAAAGGCCACAGUGAAAGCUCUUACGCGAGUGGGUUUACAUAGAGAGUCUUCAGCGGGGCAGGACAGCUCUGGCAGCUCACUCAUAAUUGCCAAGGCAGCUAAAGAAGACAACGGACGCUAUUUGUGCGCGGCAAACAAUGCUGAAGGCCCCGGGCUCUCGAAGCUCGUCACGGUAACUGUCUUAGAGCCUCCAUGGUUUCCCGUACGUGGGCACGAGGUGGUGGUCCAGGUGCGGGGAGCGGCUGUGUUGGAGUGCAGUGUUCGAGGAGACGCUCCGCUGGCGGUGCAAUGGCGCAGAGACGGCCAAGUCCUGCCACUAAUCGGCUCAAAGUACAGCGUUGAACAAGAACACGGGGAAGAAACCACAAAGUUGAAGUUAACAUUGAAUGACGCUUUGGCUUCUGAUGGCGGAGCCUACGAAUGUCAGGCUGAGAACCUGCAUGGCUCAAACAGCUUGGUUUACUCCCUAGUCGUGCGAGUGUUGAAGGGGAGGUCAAUCCGCCACGUGGGGCAACUCACGGCCGUCGCAGGCCAAACCUUGAGUGUCACCUGCCCCGUCGGCGGCUAUCCCAUCGACAAAAUAACCUGGCAAAAAGACGGCGUGCAGCUUCCGGCGACGCAUCACCAGCGCGUGCACGUCAACGGGACGCUGACGAUCGCUGCGGUCACGCGGGAGGGCGACGAAGGCAGCUACUCCUGCACGGCGCUCGACAAGCAGGGCCGCUCCGACCACCAGACGCUCCAUAUUCAAGUUAUGGUACCUCCACGUCUGGCGCCCGUCGUAUUCGUUGGAGGUACGAGCGCAGGUCUGCCUGCUCAGGCAACGUGCAUCGUGUUGAGUGGCGACCCGCCCAUUACCCUGCGCUGGCUCAAGGACGGCCAGGCAAUAACUGCUGCUGCAUCAGGAGUGUUGAUAUCACAGCACAGUGAGAUCUCCUCCACCUUGUCUAUCGACCGCACGUCCGGCGAACACUCCGGCAAUUACACGUGCACAGCUUCGAAUGGUGCGAGGACUACAUCUUCUUCUGCUGCUCUCACCAUCAACAUUCCCCCGACGUGGCUGGUAGAGCCCUCUGACGCAGAUGUCUCACUGGGCGCGUCUCUGGAGAUACCCUGCAGCGCUAGCGGCUUCCCGACGCCCAGAGUUACAUGGAGGAAACAAACACAUUCCGGGAACUGGCGAGACAUCACUAGUGAAUCUACACGAAUACCUCAAGUGCAUCAAGGACCAAAAUCAACGCAAACGGAAACCUUCGCAGGCGCUAGUUCAGCUGUUGAGCCGCUGUCUCUCUCUGAGCGCUUCCCAGCCCCCAAUGUAAUGCAAGUCUGGCAACAAAAGGCCACAGUGAAAGCUCUUACACGCGUGGGUUUACAUAGAGAGUCUUCAGCAGGACAGGACAGCUCUGGCAGCUCACUCAUAAUUGCCAAGGCAGCUAAAGAAGACCACGGACGCUAUUUGUGCGCAGCAAACAAUGCUGAAGGCCCCGGACUCUCGAAGCUCGUCAUGGUAACUGUCCUAGAGCCUCCAUGGUUUCCCAUACGUGGGCGCGAGUUGGUGGUCCAGGUGCGAGGAGCGGCUGUGUUGGAGUGCAGUGUUCGAGGAGACGCUCCGCUGGCGGUGCAAUGGCGCAGAGACGGCCAAGUCCUGCCGCUAAUCGGCUCAAAGUACAGCGUUGAACAAGAACAUGGGGAAGAAUCCACAAAGUUGAAGUUGACAUUGAAUGACGCCUUGGCUUCUGAUGGCGGAGCCUACGAAUGUCAGGCUGAGAACCUGCAUGGCUCCAACAGCUUAGUUUACUCCCUAGUCGUGCGAGAUGUCCCGUCAGCGCCAAGUGGCGUCAAAGUUUCAGAGAAAGGCGCUCGUUUCAUAGCUCUUGAAUGGUCUGCUUCUGCUGAGCGUGCCUCCGUACCUGAAUCAUCAGAUAUCAACUUUAUCGUUUUCUACGCCACUGUUGAAGGUUCAUAUAAAGAAAUAAAAGUCCCAACCUACUUCGCACGAAUCACCGGCCUUGAUCCCGCGACGCGUUACUUGUUGCGCGUGGCGGCCGAGAACAGCGUAGGCAGGAGCGACGCUACGGAGGUGCUCAUGACGGCGACACUGGAGGAACCUCCCACGGGACCCCCCAGGAAUUUAAAGGUCGUAGACGUUUCGAAACGGAGUGUGGUGCUGCGAUGGGAGGCACCAUUGGCAAACUCGACCAACGGCCUUAUACGUGGCUACAUUUUAGGGUAUCGCAAGAACAGCGAUGUUCGAAUAUCAGACUCGACAAUUGAGGUUUCUAUGGACGGCUUGAGACCACACUCCCGAUACGCACUCACUGUUCAGGCCUAUAAUUCAGAGGGCACGGGUCCUUCAACUCCUGCGAUCACGAUCGUUACCAAAGAAGAUGUCCCUAGCUCACCUCCCGAGAAAGUUAUCUGCGAGGCUAUAAGCGCGUCCGAAAUUUUCGUAACGUGGACACCUCCACAUCCUGACGGUGCCAAUGGCAGGAUCGUCAGCUACAAAGUUCACUACGAAAAGGCUGAUCAUAUCAAAGGUAUCGGAUUCUCGGGGAGUAGCAGCCAAAUCACUCCCCUGCGUAGUCUACUUCCCAGUCACCACGAACAAAAAUUUACAAACAGAGAAAUAAGUUCAAAUUUCAGACUCGAUUCUGAACCAGAAGCACCACAUUCAGCCCCUGAACCUCCUGGCGAGGUGCUGGUGAACGACGGUCUCGAAACUCGUCUCACGUCCCUCAGGGCCUUCAGCAACUUCAGCGUGACCGUGGCCGCUGCCACUGCUGUAGGCGUCGGAGUGCCCUCUACGCCCAUCAUUUGCGCCACAGCUGAAGGAGUGCCGACAGCUCCCACUGCAGUCAAAGUAGUCCUUAGUAGUAAGAGGAAGGCCAUUGUGUCGUGGCGACCUCCUGACUCUCCUCGAGGGCGCAUCACGCACUACGCGGUGCAGUGGCGCCCGGUGGUUGACAGUGUAGGGAACACGCGAGAAGUUACAGUACCUGGCGACAGCCAGCACUGUGAGUUGCUGGACCUGCCAUUCGAUGAGACUGUCCAGGUUGUGGUGCUAGGAUACACCAGAGUAGGAGCUGGUGCCGCUAGUCAACCAGCGAGCAUCGUUGUCUCAGAAACGAUUCCUGCAGGAGUUUGGUCGGUGGGAGGCAGGGUAUCAGUGGCAUGGAAGGAGUCCAUAUCAAUGCCUUGUAAUGUCGUUGGUUUACUGCCACCUACCAGGUCCUGGUCUCGGGACGGUCUCUUCCUCAAUCAAGACAGCCGAGUAUCCAUCCUGGAUGACGGAGAAAUGCGCAUACUGGACGCGCAGCGCAGCCACAGCGGCCGCUACACCUGCACGGCCACCAACACCCACGGCAGCGACAGCGUCACCUACCACCUCAGUGUCAUCAGUGAGUGA
This is a messenger RNA of Hyalella azteca, 3588 nucleotides long. Its product is annotated as Down syndrome cell adhesion molecule-like protein Dscam2. The transcript is spliced from 21 exons. NCBI's taxonomy places the organism in Eukaryota, Metazoa, Arthropoda, Malacostraca, Amphipoda, Hyalellidae. Gene Ontology annotation, biological process: cell-cell adhesion; axon guidance. Gene Ontology annotation, molecular function: protein binding. The record is from RefSeq and is a predicted model, not a curated record. Gene Ontology annotation, cellular component: axon; plasma membrane. Bases 1 to 3588 code for a protein of 1195 amino acids.